This is a messenger RNA of Brugia malayi, 264 nucleotides long. RefSeq lists its product as uncharacterized. The transcript has 3 exons. NCBI's taxonomy places the organism in Eukaryota, Metazoa, Nematoda, Chromadorea, Rhabditida, Onchocercidae. The coding region runs from base 1 to 264 and encodes 87 amino acids. The record is from RefSeq and is a predicted model, not a curated record.
AUGUCAAAAUUGAUAGUAUAUCUUGCUUUCAUCACAUAUUGUGGCAGAGCUGCUAACCAAAGAAACCGAGUCGCAGCCGCUGAUCUUAUCAUAGAUCAUAAAGCUGAUAAGUUAUGGGAUGAUGGCAUAAUAAUGGAGACAAAACAAGUAGAAGAAUCAACACUGAUGAAUUAUGACACAAUGGAAAAUGGAAGAUUAUUUAUUUUGGAUGAAAAAUCGCUGUUAUUGAUGACAAAUACUGUUAAUCUGAUAAAGUGGAAAUAG